Naumovozyma castellii is the source of this 825-nucleotide messenger RNA. It is a transcript of the gene SRL4, whose product is annotated as Srl4p. The transcript has a single exon. Lineage: Eukaryota; Fungi; Ascomycota; Saccharomycetes; Saccharomycetales; Saccharomycetaceae. The coding region runs from base 1 to 825 and encodes 274 amino acids. The record is from RefSeq and is a predicted model, not a curated record.
AUGAUAAGAAAACUGUUGUGCAAAAUAUUAUGGGGUAUUUUGAAUCCAGUACAACCAUUAAACCCAAAAGCAGAUAAAGUUCUUAUUCUGGGUGGAUCCGGUACUUUAUUGGGUCAGCGCUUAAUUGUUGCACUUCUUCAUUCGAAGAUCCAAAUAAUAAAUAUUGAUUUCACCAAUUUGGAUUUGGAAGAUGUUCAGGAUGACACUAAUUAUACAUAUAUGAACUAUAAUUUCCUCGAUAAUGUGGAAAAUUCCGGCGACAGCAAAUGUGGUAAAGCUUUGAAAGGCAUUUGCAAAGAUGUUACUAUCUUCAUAAAUAAUUUCCAAUAUGGAUUUGAAACAAUGUAUUGGAAAAAAGAUGAUAUCAGUUUAGGAACUGAUUUAUUCGAAUUUUGUUAUAUCAACAAUGUCCUCUCUUUUAUGAAUAUAUUGAAAAUAUUCUUGAACGAGAAGAAACACGGGUCUAAUGACUUUUGUAUCAUUAACAUUGGACCACAGUUAAAUAUAGAAGUUCCUUGGUCUGCACUUGGGUAUUUGUGUUCGAAGUCAUGUACUAAACAAAUUAUGGAUGCACUAGAAUCAGAAUUAAAGCAAGAUAAUGAACAUUUGAAGGGGAGUUGUUUACAGAUUAAUUUAACUAUAUUUGAUACUAUUGAAGAUUGGAAUAAAGAAACUUUCGACUUUUGUACAGAAAUAAUUGAAUUGUUAAAUCAUCGGGCACAUGGUGAAACUGAUCUCAGAGGAGUUCAAGAGGUAGAUUAUAGAUGUGGAAUUUUUAACUGGUCAAUUCGAGAAGCUAAAGAGGUUAUGCAAUGGUGGCUAUAG